Molecule: messenger RNA, 597 nt
Organism: Micropterus dolomieu (smallmouth bass)
Lineage: Eukaryota; Metazoa; Chordata; Actinopteri; Centrarchiformes; Centrarchidae
Product: transcription factor HES-2-like
Exons: 2
Biological process (GO): anterior/posterior pattern specification; regulation of neurogenesis; regulation of transcription by RNA polymerase II
Cellular component (GO): nucleus
Molecular function (GO): protein dimerization activity; RNA polymerase II cis-regulatory region sequence-specific DNA binding; DNA-binding transcription factor activity, RNA polymerase II-specific
Source: RefSeq, a predicted model, not a curated record
AGUCUCAAACCUCUCGUUGAGAGACGUCGGAGAGAGAGAAUGAACCGCAGUCUGGAAAGUCUGAGGACUCUGCUACAGCCACAGGAAGCGAAUCAGCGCAGAGUGGAGAAAGCUGAGAUGCUCGAGCACACAGUCCUCUUCCUAAAGAACACUGCCAAAGAAGAAAACAUGAGAGCAGGGGGUGGUGGAGGCCAGACCCACUCCUUCCAGGAAGGCAUCUCCACCUGCCUGCAGAGAGCAGCUCACUUCCUGGGACCUGCAGGGAAAGGCCUGUGGCUUGGAUCAGCACUGGAUGCAUCUUUUGCCGCUCGCCUUUCCUGUUCAGACUCUGAUCCUGCAGGUGUUCGAAUGAGAACUGAAGCUGGUUCCUCCAGCUCUCUGCCACACACAAAGUCCAUUCUGCGGCUGCUGAGGCAGAAGUCCAAGCACAGUUUUGCUCAUCCGUACCAACUUCCAGCCCAGCAGGAGUUUCCCAGAAUUCCCCAACAGGUUAAGAGACAAAAUCAGCUUGAGAUCAGGGUGGAGACGCGGCCGAGCAAACAGAGCCCGUCCCAGAACUUGUUGGUCAGCCAGACUUUGUGGAGGCCCUGGCCUUGA